This is a messenger RNA of Cajanus cajan (pigeon pea), 809 nucleotides long. The record is from RefSeq and is a predicted model, not a curated record. NCBI's taxonomy places the organism in Eukaryota, Viridiplantae, Streptophyta, Magnoliopsida, Fabales, Fabaceae.
AAGCAAAUAUGAAUGAAAAAGGCUACAACUACACUGCAAUUUCAACCACCGCCAGAGCGUGUUAUCUUCAUAACUGGCACAAUUACUGAUCAUUACCUUUUAUAACUGAAUCCAAGCCACUUAAUUCAGUACAAAAAUGGAAUAAUUUGCUGUAAAGCAAAGCAAUCAAGUUUCAAUUUUUCUAGAGCCCUUCUGCUUAAGUUUAUGAUGAAGAAAUCUCCAGAGCACCAAGGCAGUGGAUUUGAUCUGCACAAGGACUUUUCCCAGUUCUGUGAGGAAGCAAAGCAAAAUGUAAAUGAAGCAAAAGUGAGAAGUUCAUCAGUGCACCCAGAAGAAUAUGGGAAAACAGGAUUGGAGAAAGUGAAGAAAUCAUGGAAAAGUUGUCUGACAUCAUGGUGGAGCAAGCAUCCAAAGGAACCCACCAACAACAAUAAUUGUGAAUCAAAGGUUUAUGUGAAAAGGAUGGGCCAUGUUUCUGGGCCAACAAUAUACAACUGUGGCAAAGGACCUGAUCCUGAUGUGAAGUAUCGGCGUCCAAAUUCUGGGCCUCUCUUCAAAUUCACAAAGAGAGAGGAGAGUCAGAUUCCUUACGUGUCUCUUCACCAACAAAACUGCCCUCCUGCUGCUUCGCACAACUAUGGCCCCCUUUAUGUGGUCACUUGAAUUCAAUGCCUUCUUCAUUUUCUGCUCAUCAGAUGAAACAAUUCACUUUGAGCUCUAUGAGCAUGUACUUGCCUUUUAUUUUCAAAUACAAAAUUUGGGAAUAGCUCCUCCUUUGUUGCUUACACUUAUUGCCCAAUUACUCUUUC